This is a messenger RNA of Capsella rubella, 477 nucleotides long. RefSeq lists its product as uncharacterized. The transcript has a single exon. The record is from RefSeq and is a predicted model, not a curated record. Bases 1 to 477 code for a protein of 158 amino acids. Lineage: Eukaryota; Viridiplantae; Streptophyta; Magnoliopsida; Brassicales; Brassicaceae.
AUGGACGAGAGAGAGAAAGAGGAAAAGGCAGAUUCUGUUUCCGUCUCGAAUCUUUUUAAACGUCAUUGUCAUAUGGUAUCAAGAAACAUUACUUGUUCUCCACGGCUUCUUGGAGCACAUGAUGCUGUUAAAGCACCCCUUGUACCCAAACUUGAGUUUCUUCAGUUCAAAGGAGCUUCAAGCUUCUACAAUGAUUUCGUUAGAGACCUUUCACGGGAAGAAGAAGAAGAAGAAGAAGAAGAAGCUGAUGAUAUAACCGGAGAUGUAUUCGUUUUGAAAGCAUUAGGUGUGCCUCAAGAGUUGUUAAUCCCAUUGUUCAACUCCAAUACCUUAGGAUCUGUCAGUGGCAAAGGAAAAUAUAGAAGAGCUAUCAAGGAAGUUGUUGAUAAGGGUUUUGAUCCGACCACAUUGAAAAUAUUCCAAGCUCUGCGUAUUAGGAACAAAACAGUAGAAAGGAAAAGUCAAUGUCUACUAUAA